Molecule: messenger RNA, 8920 nt
Organism: Habropoda laboriosa
Lineage: Eukaryota; Metazoa; Arthropoda; Insecta; Hymenoptera; Apidae
Gene: faf
Product: probable ubiquitin carboxyl-terminal hydrolase FAF-X
Exons: 30
Coding region: 212-7984 (2590 amino acids)
Biological process (GO): cell migration; protein deubiquitination
Cellular component (GO): nucleus; cytosol
Molecular function (GO): cysteine-type endopeptidase activity; cysteine-type deubiquitinase activity
Source: RefSeq, a predicted model, not a curated record
AGUGAGUUCUACAACGUCACGUCAAAAAGUGCAACAAAUUUCUACGACCAUUUACUAUGUAAAGAUAAUGUAGGUAUAGUUUAUUCAAACAAGGCCUUUAGGGUAUAAUUAUAUUUAAUGUCAUUGAAUGAGUUGGAUGGUUGUUAUUGGUGGUGCAAUUAUUGGACCAAGAGGUAUUGAGACAAUUGGAAUAUAGCGAAGAGCACACAAAAUGACGAUCGCCACAAGAGGCCAAGGAGUAGGCAUAGACCCUCCUGACAGCCAGCAAAGUACACAGAUGCACAGUCCACCAGGUCCGCAACAAUUAGCUGACACAAUAUCAGGACUUCAGCUCACGGAGAAUGUGGUACAAACAGAAUGCACCAAUGAUACCUUAACUUCAGUAGAAGAUAGUAAUCCUCUUCAUGGAGAGCCUGAUUUUCCUGUUGCAAAACUCAAUAUGCUUCAUGAAAAAAUAUCUAGUCCACGAUGGGUUGUACCAGUUCUGCCAGAACAAGAGUUAGAGUGCCUGUUACAAGCCAGUAUCGAGCUUUGUAAAAAAGGAAUUGAUGUACAAAGUGAAGCGUGUCAGCGCUUUUUCCGAGAAGGACUCACGAUUUCUUUUACCAAAAUAUUGACUGAUGAUGCAGUAAGUAGUUGGAAAUUGAAUAUUCAGAAUUGUAUUAAUGCAAACUGUGAGCGAUUGGUGGAUCUAUGUAUCCUGAAACUAGAGGAGGACUGGUUUCCCCUUCUUGAAUUGCUGGCAAUGGUUUUUAAUCCUAGUAAUAAAUUUCAUACAUUUAAUGCUGCAAGGGUAUCGGAAACUGUUCCUCCCGGCAGUGAUAUUCCUGAUGAACUGUUUUAUGCACGGCCACCACCUGAUUCAAGAAGUCCUCGUGGUUGGCUAGUGGAUCUCAUAAAUAGGUUUGGAAGUCUUAAUGGAUUUGAAAUUUUGCUCUCUAGAUUUCAGAGCGGCCGAAAUUUAACAAUACCAGUUAUUUAUGCUUUAAUCAGACCUUUUGGUUUGUGUUAUGAACUAUUAACUGUUCACACAAUAGUUAAAUAUCUUAUGCCUAUUGUGGAAAUGGUGCCUGUAAUUUUGAAUAAUUUGACUGAUGAGGAAUUAAAGAAGGAUGCGAAAAACGAAGCAAAAAAUGAUGCAAUAUCAGCCAUAAUUAAAGCAGCCAAAUGUUUAGUUUCACGAGUACCCCAUCAAGAGGAGAUGAUUAAAAAUUUGGGAAUUCUGAGACUGAAGAUGAUAUUGAGACUCUUACAAAUUUCUUCAUUUAAUGGGAAGAUGAAUGCUUUAAAUGAAGUGAAUAAAGUGAUCGACACCGUUAGUUUUCACCAACACCGAAAUGCGAUUGUUGAAGAAGAAGAAUGGCUUAAUACUGAAUGCAUGGCGAAAUGGAUAAAGGAAAAUGGAGUACUAGAAAUCGUUUUAAGAGACUCGUUACAUCAGCCUCAAUAUGUUGAAAAGUUGGAAAAGAUUUUACGCUUUAUUAUAAAAGAACGAGCAUUGACUCUGGAAGAUUUAGAUGCUGUUUGGGCAGCACAAGCUGGGAAACAUGAAGCAAUUGUGAAAAACGUUCAUGAUCUGUUAGCUAAACUUGCUUGGGAUUUUAGCCCUGAACAACUUGACCAUCUCUUCGAAUGUUUCCAGAUGAGUUGGAAGACUGCUAAUAAGAAACAAAGAGAAAAAUUGUUAGAAUUAAUCCGGAGACUAGCAGAAGAUGAUAAAGAUGGUGUAAUGGCUCAUAAGGUGUUAACCCUUUUUUGGAAUUUGGCUCAUUCUGACGAGAUGCCUACAGAAAUCAUGGAUCAAGCAUUAUAUGCACAUAUAAAAAUACUUGAUUAUUCAUGUUCACAAGAAAGGGAUGCUCAAAAGACAAUUUGGUUAGAUAAAUGCGUGGAAGAAUUAAAGAAUGGGGAUAAGUGGGCUCUGCCUGCUUUAAAACAAAUUCGGGAAAUAUGUUGCCUUUAUGAAUCAAAUCCUAAUAUAGCGUGUCAUGGUCAACGAAACCAUCAUUAUAGGCAAGAUGUUGUAGAUCGGCUUCAAGCAGAACAUUCUAUAGUAAUUCUUGUGACAAACAGUUUAACGAAUUAUAUGGAUAAAAUGCGACAGUUGGUUAAGGAAAAUCCAGAUAUUGAUGCAAAUACUUACAUGCCCGAUGGUCGCUAUAACCACAUUAUGCAAGUGCAGGAAAGACUUAAUUUCCUACGUUUCUUGUUAAAGGAUGGUCAACUGUGGUUAUGUGCGGAUCAAGCUGAACAAAUUUGGCAAUGUUUAGCGGAACAAGGUGUAUUCGUGUCUGAUCGUGAAGCGUGCUUUAAGUGGUUUUCGAAACUAAUGGGAGACGAACCAGAUCUUGACCCGGCAAUAAAUAAAGAUUUUUUCCAAAAUAAUAUACUACAAUUAGAUCCGACAUUACUUACGGAAAGCGGGAUUAAAUGCUAUGAACGAUUUUUCAAAGCUGUUAAUUCUAAGGAAGGAAAAUUAAAAUUAAAAAGAAGAACGUUUCUUAUGGAUGACGUUGACCUAAUUGGUACAGAUUAUUUGUGGCGAGUAGUGACCAAUAGUCCUGAAGAAAUUGCAAAUUGUGCUAUAGAACUAUUAAAAGAAGUAAAUACUAAUUUAGGACCACGACUUCAGUCAACAGUUUUGGCAUUUCAUGUGACAUACAUAGGAGAAUGCAUGGAUAGAUUGAAAGCACAUUACGACACUGUAUCUGUUUUAAGGAAAGUGUAUCUUGAAGGAAAGGAAGAAAGUGAAGAACAAAUGUCAAAUAAAAUUAAAGUGGAAGCUAUGAAAAUGUGCCGUGUUAUGAAGGUAUUACAGGAGUAUAUAAAUGAGUGCGACACAGCAUUCCCUGGAGAACGGAAAAUAUUGCCAUUGCAUAGAGCAGCUCGUGGGAAGCAUCUAUCUCUUAUCAUUCGUUUUGCAAAUCCUGGUCGUAAUGUGGAUGACAUAGAUAUAUUUACGCAUAGUAACGACACUUUGGGAUCAUUAAGACGACAAAUAUUACGCAGAAUUAAGGCAAAUGGAACAAAUGUGAAACUUGACUUAUUUCUUAAUGGAGAACCUUUGGAGCCUACAGAUGAUAGGAAACUUCUUUCUCAAACUCCAUUGAGGGACAAGAUGGUAUAUCUAUUGUCAGCAAAGUUAAGUCAAGUAAAUAGCAAUUUGCAAAGUUCUCCGGAUAGUAGUUCGGACAGCUCUACUGGUUCUCCACACCAUCCAUAUGACGGGCCAAAUGUAGAAGCAGAAAAUAAUUUACCGGGUGUGGUCAUGUCGCAAAGAUCGCAGUAUGCUACGUUCUUUUUUCAAUUAGCAGACCUUGGAUGCACUCUCCAGCAUUCGCAAUUACGCGAUGGUGCAAGAAAUCUUUUACAACUGGUACCACCAGAUACUCUUACUGUAGAACGAUUACAGUUGUUAUUUGGUCACUGUAAAGACGACGAUAAUUUAGAUAAUGCUCCUUGCAAUGAACAAAAUACUACAGUAGAUUCUUUAUUUUUUACUGCAAGUUCAAACCAAGUUUUAUACAAUUUAGAGGUUUUAUAUAGUUUAUUAAUGCCAGCUUUAGAUCCAAUGUCAGAAAGAGCAUUUGAGUUUCAAUGCAAUUUCAUAAAGAGUGGUGAAGCUGGUGUUAUUCUUGAAAUGUUAACUAAAAACAAAUUUUUACCAAAUGCAGACGAAACUACGAAGCGUGCAGCGUAUUUAACAGUGUUAAAAUUAUCUAAGCUUCUACUAACAAUAGUUGGUAAUGCGAUGGCCUGCGUAAUGGAUGAAGUACAGCAAGCUGGAAUUUCAGAAAAUCACGAUAAUCAUGCUCACAACAAUCGAGGUCCCGUUGCGGUUUUAAAACAAGCGUUGCAAAGUGUACCUAAUCAGAAUACAGAGUAUAUGUUGAGAAGCGUAGCAACGAAACUGGCACAGCAUUUAGCUCUUCGAAUGUUGUGUGGAGGAGCAGAAUCCGAUAAAUGUCGACAACUUUUUAUGCAGGCCCUUUCCUGGGAGCUACCAGACGUAGUUACUAUUCGUGCCAUAAUUAGGCUAGCAUGGGCAGCAUCCACGGGAAAUUUAAACAAUAUAAACGCAUCAACUGAGAUGCUUCAUACACUUCACGAAAAGAACGAAAAGGAAACGUCAAAUAAUCCUGACAAUAAUGACGUAUUAGUAUGUAAGGAGGCAUUGGAAGUUCUGACAAUCGCCUUGGUGUUGAAUCCAACUGCGUUAGAAUCACUAUCAAGGGACAAAAUGUGGCAUACGUUUUUAAUAGAUCUUGUGCUCUUGAGCACGUCAAGAGUGGUUAGAAUGGCUGCGGCUGAACAGUUUUUUCUUAUAUCAACGUGGUACAGUAGUGGUCAUCAACCAUUACUUUUUGCGAUAACGCUACUUUUCAACGUCUUGAACACCACUGUUAUGGAGCAUGCGAAACAGAGUCACGAGUACUUUCAACUUUUAUGUAGACUAUUAAAUUUUGCACACAUGUCGGGAUGUCCACUGUUGACAGCUGAAACAUUGCUGAAUAUUGAAAUAGCAUGGUUAAAGAAAGUACGGGACAAUGUGAAAGAAAUUGGAGAAAGUCAAGUAGAUGAAGCUGUUCUCGAAGGUCAUCUUGGUCUAGCUAAAGAACUACUGGCUUUUCUACCUCCGAGUAAAAAAUACGAACUUGGUUCUGAUGAAAAACACAACGUAAAUUUGAUUAAAGAAUUGGUCGAAGACUUCGUAUUUCCUGCAUCGCGUCUUAUGCUGCAACUUCGUAGCACUGGAGAGCUAAGUGCUACACAAGCGAGCCCAGUAUGCACGACUCCUCAGUCAACUAGUGCGGCAUUUGAUUUACUUGUAGGUCUUUGUGUAGGCUGUGUACCUAACAUGAAACUUCUAGUCACAAUGCUCACUGAUAUGUUUUACUCUGAGAGAGACGAACCAUUAGUAGAAUGGGAUUACUUACCACCAGUCGGGCUUAGACCGUUGAAGGGCUUUGUAGGUCUAAAGAACGCCGGUGCAACUUGUUACAUGAACUCAGUAUUACAACAAUUGUACAUGGUCGAAAGUAUAAGAGUUGGACUUCUAGCUGCUGAAGGUUCAGCAACAGACUUGAAUGAAGAUUUCUCCGGAGAAGAAAGAAUCGAAGGAGAACAAACGAUAGAAGCAAAUGAUAACGAUACGAACGAAGAAAAAUGUGGAGCUGACGAAUCCCGAAAAGAAUAUAAUAUUGGUAUCUUGAAGCAAGUUCAAGCGAUUUUUGGUCAUUUGGCAUAUAGCAAAUUGCAAUACUAUAUACCUAGAGGUCUUUGGAAACACUUCAAACUUCAAGGUGAACCUGUAAAUCUUAGAGAACAACAGGAUGCAGUUGAAUUUUUUAUGAGCUUGGUGGAAAGUUUAGAUGAGGCAUUAAAAGCCUUAGGACAUGAACAGAUAAUGAGCAAGAUUCUGGGUGGUUCAUACAGUGACCAAAAAAUCUGCAAAGGUUGCCCUCAUAGAUAUUCCAAGGAGGAACCAUUCAGUUUGAUAAGCGUGGAUAUCAGAAAUCACAGUAAUUUACUGGACUCUCUUGAACAGUAUGUAAAGGGAGAAUUGUUAGAAGGUGCAGACGCUUAUCAUUGCGACAAAUGUAAUAAAAAGGUCGUAACAGUAAAACGAUUAUGUGUAAAGAAGUUGCCACCGGUUUUAGCGAUACAGUUAAAAAGAUUUGAGUACGAUUAUGAUAAAGUUUGCGCCAUAAAGUUUAAUGAUUACUUUGAAUUUCCAAGAGAUUUGGACAUGGAACCUUAUACUGUUUCUGGACUCGCUAAGCUGGAGGGAGAAGUUAUAGACUGUGAUUACGAAGAGUCAGUGAAAAGGACUUGCACUAAAUAUCAAUUAACCGGCAUCGUAGUACAUAGUGGCCAGGCUAGCGGUGGUCAUUAUUAUUCGUAUAUUUUACAUAGGCAAAGUGAUGGAGUUGCUAAAUGGUAUAAGUUCGAUGACGGCGACGUUACGGAAUGUAAAAUGGAAGAAGAGGACGAAAUGAAGUCUCAGUGUUUUGGCGGUGAUUAUUUGGGGGAGGUAUUUGAUCACAUGCUUAAACGAAUGAGUUAUCGAAAACAAAAACGAUGGUGGAAUGCCUACAUGUUAUUUUAUACCAGAUUAGAUGUAGAGGAAAAUUCUCUAAUGAAAAGCAUUAAUGAAUUAUCAUUGUAUACGAAAUUAGGAGUUAUGAAAAUGCCACCGGCUAUCGAAUAUAGCGUCAGAAAACAGAAUAUCAAGUUCAUGCAUAAUCGAAACCAGUUUAGUGCAGAAUACUUUCAAUUUAUUAAAAAACUUGUAUCUUGUAAUCCUCAUAACAUCAACAGACAAAAUAUGAAUGAGAAACCCAGCCCCGAGGAAGAAUUGGCGAUGCUGUCCGUACAACUAGCAUCAAGAUUUCUAUUUUUCACAGGUUUUCAUACUAAGAAAACUUUACGCGGUAAUGCGACGGAUUGGUACGACAUUGUGUGUCACCAUUUGCGUAGUAGCAAAUCAGUGCGAUCUUGGUUUGCUCACAAUGUUCUAUUUAAUCAUCCACAUAGAUUUUGCGAGUACCUUUUGAGUUGUCCCAGUACAGAAGUUCGAACAGCGUUUCUCAAAAUUUUGGUAUUUCUUGCACACGUUUCCCUUCAGGAUGGCCCUUGCGUGCCACCUAGUCUAAACGCACCAACCAUACUUUUGGAUCCAACAGCGACGCUUAGUGAUCAUUUAUUGCACGCAGUUCUUUCUUUGCUUCAUCGUGAAAUCUCAGAUUAUGGGCGUCAUCUACCACAUUAUUUCUCUCUGUUUCACACGUAUGCAUUGCUUGGUCUUGCUGAAAAAGCCCAGUUGCUUAAGUUAAAUGUUCCGGUUACAUUUAUGUUGGUUGCAAUCGACGAAGGACCGGGCCCUACAAUAAAAUAUCAAUAUCCCGAACUGACUAAAUUACAUCAAGUAGUUAGUAUGCUGAUACGCUGUUGCGACGUGUCAUCGAAAGCACAUUCGAGUCAUGCACCAUCAGGAGUAGCGCCUUUACCAAAUCCAUAUGGAGAUCCGGCAUGUCAGAAUGAAUAUUUGAUGCCUAUUCAGCCACAAGCAGCAGAUAUUCUCUUCGUAAAAAACAAUUACAUGAAAAAACUUAUCGAAGACGCUGACGUUAACGUUACCGAAGAUACAGUGAAAUUAUUACAAUAUUGUUGUUGGGAGAAUCCACACGUGUCACGAACCGUUCUCAGUGAAUUAUUAUGGCAAAUUGGAUUUGCUUUCACGCAUGAAUUAAAACAUCACACGGAUUUGUUGCUUGCCAUGCUUCUUAUGGAGGAUUCGUGGCAAACACAUCGUGUUCACAAUGCACUUAAAGGUGUGCCAGACGAAAGAGAAGGAUUAUUCGACAUAAUACAAAGAAGUAAACAUCAUUAUCAAAAGAGAGCGUAUCAAUGUAUUAAGUGCAUGGUACAACUCUUUAGCAAGUGCAGAUCUGCUCACCAACUUUUACAUCACAGUUCUGAAUUGAAGCGGAAAUGGAUACACGCUACUGAAUGGCUUCACGAAGAACUUGAUAAAAGACCAUACGCCUCUGCGGCUCCAUACACUCACGCGUACAGUAACUGGUCUCCACCAGCACAGUCUAAUGAUUCGACGAAUGGUUAUGGUUUGGAGCGCAGUAACAGUGCAAAGAAGACAUUGGAGAGGGCAUGCGAACUUUGUCCAGAUGAGGAACAGGAGCUGGAAGAUACGAGCGAAGAUUGUACAGAGGAGGCAGAAAAGUACCAACCACGAAAUAGAGAUGUACAGCGAUCGAGACGACGUAGUUCAGUGUGGGCAUCUAUAGCUUUUCCUGACAUCACUAUAAUACCGCAAACGCAAGAGGAACAACAACCUCAGCCUAGACCAUCUCCAGUUCAUACUCCUCUUUGGUCCCAAUCCCCGGUUAUACUCACACCACCAGCUCAUCAAUUACAUAGUCCACAGAACUGUGAGUCAUCACAAAAUACCAGCCAGGAUCCAUAAUGAACGCUACAUAUUGACGUUCUACCAAGUUGCUGCCUCGGUGAAACCGUUUCAAGAUAUUUAGAUAUUACUGCGUCAGCAGCUUGGUGUCGAACGAUAGAGGCACCUGUACAGAUAUAACUUGCAGAUUUGUUCUUUUUUUGCAACUGGUAUUCUCACGAACUUACAUUUGCAAUCUGUCAGUUUUACUGUGGGCAGUUACUUUCAUGAAAUGAUACGAUGUGGUAUAGCCAUUUGCACCAUUGAGAAAAAAAGAACGAUGUUAGAGAAACAGCAGGCGAUUAACUAAAUAAGAACAGAAUUUUUACGUAUUGGUUGAGGCAACCAAUUCUCAUUGUGGUUUUUUCUUACUCCUAACGUUCAGGCAUUCUUCGUUUUUUGCAUCCAUAUAUAAUCAUUUGGGCUUUUGACAAUUUAGAUAAAAAAAGAAGGACGUUUUGGUAGGAAGAAAACUUACGAAGGAAGAUUAAUGAAAAAGAAAAAAAAAACGACAAAAAAAAAGAAACGAUUUAGCAAAGAAUUUUAUUUGCCUCGAUUAAUGCAUAUGAAUUCGAGUAGAAAUACGAUAAGAUUGUAUAAAUGUAUAGCGUAUAGUGUUAUGGAAUCCCGUCUCUGCCGAAUAGAAAACAAAGGUAUAAAAAAAAAGAAAAUAACUUUCCGUAUGUCUAUGUAAAUUUGUUACUAAUAAAAAGUUAAAAAAUGAAACUUUCUAACGACCGAAAGAUAAGGCUAAAAAAAAUGAAGAGAAAAAAGUACAGUAGUUUCUGAUUUAAUUGGGAAGAGCAGAGUUAUAUAUCAAGAAAAGGAAAAAAAACUAUGCAUCUAUCGAUAUUUCACUAUCUUUCAAGACGAAUUAAACGAAAAUUUCCUUGUACUUAAUCUCGAGCAUCAAGAAAAAAGAAAAUGAAAGAAAGGAAAGUCACUUCUCUAAUGCAG